AAGACGCUUACUCUCGCAACCCCAAUCCAUAGCCUGCAUUCCUCAUUAUUAAAUUCCCAGCUUAUCGCCGUGGCAAUGGCAUCGUGUAUUUUCUGUCGAAUUAUCAAAGGCGAGAUUCCGUCUUUUAAGCUGUUUGAAAGCGAUAAGACGCUGGCUUUCCUCGAUGUCGGGCCCCUCAGCAAGGGCCACGCUCUUGUCAUCCCCAAGUUUCACGGCGCAAAGCUAGCUGAUAUCCCCGAUGAUCAGCUCUCUGAAAUUCUGCCUACUCUCAAGAAGCUAGCGAUAGCUUCUGGAGCAACCGAUUACAACAUUCUUCAAAACAACGGAACCCUUGCUCACCAGCAGGUGCACCAUGUUCACUUUCACAUGAUCCCGAAGCCAAAUGAGACAGAGGGCCUUGGCAUCAGCUGGCCUACGACUUCUGGCGAUAUGGAAAAACUCAAAGCACUUGCCGAGGAGAUCAAAUCUAGGAUGUAAACAGCAGCUAUAUGAUAUCACUGGUUUAACCUGCUCACCGGCUUGAAUUUGGACUGGCGGGAACAUGAUGCUGUGGUUUAUUUACCCAAGAUACAUGGGAAGUGAACGCAUUGUGCAAUAUGUCUAUCCUCCAAUAGAUACCAUAUACAGUACCCCAGUCUAUCCAAAUAGUAUUAUCUUGGCAUCCAUAACUGUCUCUUUAAUCUACAUCAUCUGCC
Trichoderma asperellum CBS 433.97 is the source of this 695-nucleotide messenger RNA. The record is from RefSeq and is a predicted model, not a curated record. Lineage: Eukaryota; Fungi; Ascomycota; Sordariomycetes; Hypocreales; Hypocreaceae.